GUGUUGGCUAAUCCGCUUUACAUUAAUUAACUUUUACAUUUCUUAGAUCUUCAUUACAGAACUUUCUUUUUAAAAAUUAAUUAUUUUUCUGAUACUCUAUAAUUGAUUUCUAGAGUACAUGUGUACAUACGGUAGAGGAAUGUACAGUAAGGUACAGUGAUUAGAAAUACAAUAUAUUAACAGGAAGCUUAUCAUAAUGAUGGACGGAAAUGAUUUAACAUCUGAAGUAUCAAGAAAAAGUAUUGUUUCACAAGCCUGGACUCGGAUUUCACAGAUUUAUCAAGGAACAUUAGACAAAUGGACCCCAUACACAAAAGGAAGAUGGAUUGGCAGUGUAUUGCUCUUAUUAAUAUUUUUGCUUAGAAUAUUUACAAAACAAGGUUGGUAUAUAGUAACUUAUGCGCUUGGGAUCUAUCACUUGAAUUUAUUUAUUGCAUUCCUCACGCCAAAAAUUGAUCCAGCCAUGGAUUUUGAUGGUGAAGAUGACAAUGGCCCAGCUCUACCAACAAGGGCCACGGAAGAGUUCAGGCCGUUCAUAAGACGGCUCCCGGAAUUCAAAUUUUGGUUAUCUGUAACGAAAAGCACAGUCUUUGCAUUCUUUUGCACAUUCAUUGAUGCAUUCAAUAUUCCAGUAUUUUGGCCAAUUUUAGUCAUGUAUUUCAUAACGUUAUUCUGUAUUACAAUGAAGAGACAAAUUAAGCACAUGAUCAAAUACAGGUACCUGCCGUUCACCCAUAGUAAGCCAAAGUACAAAGCCGUUGACUCUGCAGUAACUAUAAACUGACGACUUAUCUACGUUACGUUGUGUAAGAUCGUGGGAUUCAAUAGUGAAAUUAACUAAAAGAAAACUGUUGUAUGUUUCUAGAAAUACAGUUUAUUGUAAUGUUUUAUUAUCUUUGAUUUAAAAGAACGAGCCAAAGUGUUAUUUUUUUAUUAUUAUGGCUG
Molecule: messenger RNA, 945 nt
Organism: Chilo suppressalis (striped riceborer)
Lineage: Eukaryota; Metazoa; Arthropoda; Insecta; Lepidoptera; Crambidae
Source: the annotation of a GenBank genome assembly